Bufo gargarizans (Asiatic toad) is the source of this 10084-nucleotide messenger RNA. It is a transcript of the gene GLIS3, whose product is annotated as GLIS family zinc finger 3. Gene Ontology annotation, molecular function: DNA-binding transcription factor activity, RNA polymerase II-specific; RNA polymerase II cis-regulatory region sequence-specific DNA binding. Gene Ontology annotation, biological process: regulation of transcription by RNA polymerase II. Gene Ontology annotation, cellular component: nucleus. The coding region runs from base 276 to 3038 and encodes 920 amino acids. The transcript has 11 exons. The record is from RefSeq and is a predicted model, not a curated record. Lineage: Eukaryota; Metazoa; Chordata; Amphibia; Anura; Bufonidae.
AGCAGCAGCAGCACAGCGCCGAGCUCCUGUCAGCCACAGCCCGGAGAGGCGCGCACACUAUGCCGCCCGUUACCGCGGUCCCCUCAGUCACCCUGGGGGCAGGGACACUGACACCUUACAUGUCGCCUGCUUCUGCUGAGGAGAAUGCACUUUGGAUCCGCUCCUAGAAAUCCUCAUUACUUGACAUAUUUUGAUAUUGCAUUCCAAGGAAGAUCACUGCAAUGAUCUGGAAGACCUUCCUAGAUGAGAAAAAUUAGAAUCAGAGAUCAAGCACCAUGAACGGAAGGACAUGCAAUAUGAACCACAGAGCAACUGGCACCCCACAGGGACCUGGAAUGAUUAGUGGACAGCAGAUUCCACCAAUAAGAGUACAUACAGGUACUCCAUGUCCAUCUUCUAAUAGUGCCACACCCAGCCCUGCUAAUGGGAGCCUAUAUUUAAAGAUGCCUCUGGGAGGUGGAGUGGCACCACAGAGCAGUGAGAGCACUGUCCAUUUACCUGCUUUAAGUCCUAGGAGACACGUUAUAACAAAUGGAAAACCUAUAUUCCAAGUACCACAACCACCUAACCUGCAGCCAUCUCUAUCCAAGCCAAAGCAACAGGAAUUUGGUUCUCCCUUUCCAGCAAACUGUGUGAAAGGGAAUGUUGCUUUUGGUCAGCAGAACAAGCCACAAGGAAAAGGCAGCUGCAACAAUCUUAUGGUCACCAGCAGUCCCAUGAUGGUCCAAAGAUUGGGUCCAAUAUCCCCUCCAGCAAAUCAAGCAGCAACAGCGUGCCAUCAGAUCAGCCCAAGCUUACACAGAAAUCUGAAUCUUCAGCACUUAGCUAUACCUUCAUCUGAUACCAGAUCGCUUAUGUCACGUGAAUCCCUUGCAUCUACAACUUUAAGCCUAACAGAAAGUCAUUCUACAAUGAGUGUUAAACAGGAAUGGUCCCAUGGAUAUAGAAUUCAUGCUUCUAACCAUGGAUCUCAAAACAGUAGUGAACCUGGAGAUCUACUAAGCAUCCCCCCAGGAACUUCUAUGUCCAAUAACAGUGUCUCAAAUUCAUUGCCCUCGUAUUUGUUUGGCAUAGAGAAUAACUCUUCUCCUUACCCUAGUCCUAGACAUUCUUCUCCAAGAUCACAUUCUGCACGGUCAAAGAAAAGAGCUCUUUCCUUGUCUCCCCUAUCUGAUGGUAUAGGAAUUGACUUUAAUACUAUUAUUCGCACUUCCCCAACCUCAUUAGUUGCUUAUAUAAAUGGGUCACGAGCUUCCCCAGCAACCAUCUCACCUCAACCAGAAGUUUAUGGCCAUUUUUUAGGAGUCAGAGGUAGCUGCAUUCCUCCAACAUGUGCUGGAUCAAACUCACAGAAAAGUCUUCUAGCUAUCAAUAAUAAUGUGUCAAUUCCAGAAAAUGUGACUGAAUAUCAGCGCAUGCAGCAACUCGAACAAAACUGUUUGCAAGCUGAUACAAUGAACAAUAUGGUAGUUCGACACAACCUUGGACUAAAUGACAGACAAACUAUUGGGGUCUUAAAAAGUGAAAGGCUAGAUGAUUUUCCAGGUGGAACAAUUGACAUAACGUCACAGUCUUCCCUUCCUCUCACAGCACCUCCUGCCCAUCAAGGUCCACCACCACCUUACCAUGCCCAUCAACACAUGCAUCAACAUGAACUUUUAAACCAGUCCCACCAGCUCUCACUCCCACCUCCAGGACAGGUUCCUUUACUCGAAGAAGAAGGAGAAAUAGAUGAUUUCAAUGGUAAGCAUUGUUGCAGGUGGAUUGACUGCAGUGCUUUAUACGAUCAGCAGGAAGAACUUGUACGGCACAUUGAAAAGGUUCAUAUAGAUCAGAGAAAGGGGGAGGACUUUGCUUGCUUUUGGGCAGGAUGUCCACGAAGAUAUAAGCCAUUCAAUGCUCGUUAUAAACUUCUCAUUCACAUGCGGGUCCACUCUGGAGAGAAACCAAACAAAUGCACGUUUGAAGGGUGCAAGAAAGCGUUUUCAAGACUUGAAAAUCUAAAGAUUCACUUACGGAGUCACACAGGAGAGAAGCCGUACCUUUGCCAGCAUCCUGGCUGUCAAAAGGCUUUCAGCAAUUCCAGCGAUCGGGCCAAGCAUCAAAGGACACACCUGGAUACUAAACCUUAUGCUUGUCAAAUUCCUGGAUGCAGUAAGCGUUACACAGACCCAAGCUCAUUACGAAAGCACGUAAAAGCUCAUUCUUCCAAAGAUCAGCAUGCUAGAAAAAAGUUACGACAAAGGACAGAGCUCGACCAAGAAAUCCUCAGUGAUUGCCUCACUAUUCAGCCUCUUCAACCAACAACAUCACCACAGGAUCCUGCAGAAAAUACGUUGGGAAGAUCUCCUGGCCCCGUACAUGACGUAUUUCCAGUUACUCUGUUCUCCAGUACUCAGUCAAGUCGAAGUGGAACAGCUGCUGGAAGUGUUCCUCAGUCACAGCCUCUGUCUUCUAGUCAUCCUUCUCCUGGAAGUAACAUGCAGUCUAGUCCACAUAAUGCUCCAUCCCAGCUACCUCCAUUAACACCAAUGGAAUCGGGCACUGAUCGAUUUUCACCUCAUCAUCUAAGCCCAAGGAGACUUAAUGCACCCACAAAUAUGAUGCCCAAAAGAACUCCACAGCCACCCCAAGUGCAGCAGUCAGGGGCAUCGUACUCAAAGACAUAUCCUGCAAUAGCUAAUGCCUCAGUGCAGCAAAAUGGUCUUCAUGUGCAAGGAUUUUAUGGGCAACUGCAGACAUUUUGCCCCCCAUAUUACAAUGAUCCUCAGAGAAGCAUGCAGCAUGGCAAUGCAUGCAACAUGGUGCCUCAGUUUGAAGACUGCUUGCCUCAUGGUUGUGGGAACAAAACAGACUUUGAUGUCUUUCAUAGGGCAUUCACAUCUCACUCUGGUAUUACAGUUUACGACUUCCCCAAUGGAUCAGCUAGCCUUUUCGGGGACCCACAGCGGAAUAACUCAGAAGAUACUAGCUUUCUGCAGAUUAAUGCAAUUGAUCGUUGUCCUAGCCAACUCUCAUCUGUUUACACAGAGGGAUGAAAACGGCUUAUCCAUAUCAUGUGCAUCAAUGCUAAUCCAUUUCAGACAAAAGACUUUACAAAAAGGAUCGUAGAAAUCAGUCCUUGUAAAUACAUGAAUUUUAUAUUUAAGGGUGAACCAGAAACUGGAAAUUAAAAUUAGAAUGUUAAGAAUUCACAAUAUAAAAAAAAGAAUGGAAAUUGUACAAACUAUUUAAAUGUAUCUGCUUUAAAUAUAACACAAAUCAAAUUCAUUUGUAUAUAGGAUCAAAUAAAUAGUUAUUCUACAUUUAUUAAAACCUUCACCAGAGGGACAAUGCGGCACUGCAAAAUAUUUUAUGUUGUCAAAAAAAAGUACAAAGUGUGUCACAUGCAUAAAUGCUCACUGAAACAUAUGACACAAAGAAUGCCUGGUCUGACCUGGUCUAGGCUGACUGUAUUUCUUUUUUUGGACAUCCAACUACCUGCACAAUAAAAAUGUGGCACUUGCUUGUAAACAUAAAACCACAACUGGUUUAAAACUGUCAUAAAAUAAAGAAAAUUGUAAAAAAUUAGUGAUCAGAUGCUAUAUACUGCAAAUAUGGCUCAAAUGGAUUUCAGUAGAUAUAUAUGUGUGUGUGCCCUAGUGUCUAUCCUAAGAAGCUGCUCUAAAAUUGUUCAGCCGUCGCACUGACCAAUCGGGGAGCUAAACAGGAGAAAAAGAAAAAAGAAGCAGUCCAAACUUCCUAAAGUAUAAAACGAUACAUACACUCCUGUAGCAAUCAAUCCUAAUUUGUUUUCCAGUACUUAUGAUCAGUCAUGAUGAACAGUGUAUUUUAUACAUAUAGUAUAAAAGAUUUGCACUUAUCACAAACAUUAAAAUCGGCACAUGAUUCUACCCGACCUAGGUGGUCAUUAAAAGGAUCUAUUUGCUGCUGGAUUAACAAGGAAAAAAAAACUGUGUGGACCUGCACAAACCUUUUCUUCUGCAUAGUGUGAACUGUGGUGACCACGAGUACUGUAAACCUUUAAUCUCCAGUUUACAUUUGAUUGCUACACCAGUGUCUGUCUAGGUUCAGUGUAUUCGCCUGCCUUGCCUAUUUUGCUCACAUUGAUCAUGUUUUAAUAAUUUUGUAAUUCAGUAGUAGCGGUUAAAGGGGUUGGCUCAUCUCACAUAUUCAUUGCAUAUCACUAGGAUAUGCUAUCAACAUCAGAUACGUGGUGGUCCCACCUUUGUGACCCGCUACUAUCUCCAUAACAGAGCCCCCGAAGUGAAAGAGAGCACACUGCACAUGCGCUGUGUGUUCUCUAUUUAUUGCUGUGAAAUUUCCCAAAAAUUUUUGAAGUCCCAUAGCAAUGACUGGAGAGUACACCGCAUAAGUGUGGCCACCACUCCAUUCAUUACUUUGAGACUGCUGGAAAUAGCCAAGAUGACGCUCAGCUAUUUUAAGUGGUGAAUGGAGGGUGGCCCUGCAUGUGCAGCUGCUCUCCAUUCACUUUGGGGGCCCCAUUCUGGAGAUAGCAUAUCCUAGCAAAAGGCCAUAAAAGUCUGAGACAACUCCUUUAAGGACUCCAUACACAUUAGUGUAUUGUCAGCUGAAUCUGCCAUAUUGUCAGAGUUAGCUAAUAAUCUAAUGUGUAUCGGAAGCCCCCGACAUCAUCUGUAGAAGGAGUGGGCAAAUAGAAUUUUUUUGCCUGAUCAUUUUGUUCUCCUGGGAAUAAGCCACCGUGAGAGAUAUCUGGCAAUGGCUUUCUCCUUUUUCCUCACUGACAACACAUACAUGUUCAGACAAACUUGACGUGUAUGUGUAUGGGGGAGUCGAAAGAGAUAGAUGUUGGCCAAACAAGAGUUUACUCAACAGCUAUUGAAGGUGCAUAGGCACCUUUACAAUAGCUAAGGUAGGGUUGGGCAAAACCAGCAUGUCACAUAUAAUCUACACCAGAAUUCAUCUUUUCAAAUACUUUUCUUUUUUUUUUUUGCUGAUCUUGAGUUACUGCAAUUGUUAUAGUUCAUCCUCAACUAAAGACGUAUUUGCAGUUCUGCAGGCUGCUAAGCUUCCAUCCAACCAAUCCCUGCUGGCCCAGUGUCUAUACAGAGCUUGCUGUGAUGAUUUGUAUUCUGGUAAGUGUAGUCUUUUCACUAGACAUUACACUGAUCUAAUAUAGGAUGUAAUGCAGAAAGCCAUGCAGCAGACUCAGAAGCUCAACUUCUGUUAGCAGAAACCAGCAGAACUGUGAAUAGAGCUCUGUUCUAUAAUACGUGAGAUGCUGAGAUACUCAACUUUUGAUAUUAUAAUUUGUAUUUAUUUAAAGUUUCCUUAGCUAAUAUAUGCAUUUCUAUACUGUAUGUCAACAUAUUGAAGCUGAACCCACAUUAUAAAUUACUGGAGUAUUAUUGAAUGCUGAGCUGAAAUAAGACACUAAACUAAUAUACUGACUAGUGUUGAGUGAAUCAAAGUAUCCGAAGUGGACUUCGAUCUAAAUUUCAGGGAAAAUUCGAUUCUCAGCGAAGCUGAAUUCGUGGCAACGCAUCAAUUUUUACUGAAAUGGCAGAAUAAAGAAUCACACUCGACUCAUCCAUUUGAGCACGAAGAGGCCGUGGUUGCCAUUUAGAUUGCACGGCGAUGUAUGGUCUCUUAGCGCUAAAAUCGAUAAGGUGAGUGUUUUUUUAACUGACGAAAUUAAUUACUUUGUGAAAUUUGACAAAGCAGCCAAAUCGAAUUUUUGUAAACUUUGCUCAUCUCCAAUACUGACUCAUGCCACUUCCACAUAGCAGUGUAUUGAUCUAUAUUUUGCAUUACUAUUUCAUAGGCUAUAUUCACAUCUCCAGAUAUUUUUUAGUUUUUUGGUUCCAUUGACUACUAUGAGGUCCAUUUGUUUUCUGUUAAAGGGGUUGUCUCAUUUCAGUAAAUUGAAUUUAUCAAGUAGAGAAAGUUAAUACAAGGCAUUUACAAAUGUAUUGUGAUUCUCCAUGUUGCCUCCUUUGCUGGCUUGAUUAAUUUUUCCAUCAAAUUAUACACUACUUACGACCACCCUGCUAUCCAUCAGUGGUGGCUAUGGUUGCUCACUUUAGGAGUGAGAUAACUCCUUUAAGUCUGUCAUUCUAUGGAACAAAAUAGUGCAGCAUGCUGUGGUAUGUUGUCCUGCAAUUUUCCCAAAAUCUAUGGCAGAGGCUCCAAAGAGAACCUAUGCUACAGAUGUGAACCUAGCCUAAACUAUCACCAGGAGGGGAACCUAAAUAGAGAAAGAUUGUACUGAAAACAUAUGCACCUUUUCUGUGUUUUAGACCCACUUUUGAUUUUGGCAUGCAAUCAUGAAUUCAGACAUGGCAGUUUUGUGGCGUCAAAAAGGUCACAAGUCAUGGCAAUGGGAACAUUUUCAUAGCAACUGCAAUAUUUAUGCAACAUUUCCUGAUCCUCGCUACUUUUCACAGCGGUCUAUGUUUAAGAACUAAAAGUGAGAUUAGACCUGGAUUAUGGCUCAUUACAAUGGGGGACUUUUCCAAAAGUCACAACCUAUGCCAGGCAAGCCCGUGGUGUAUUGUUACACCUAAAGGUGUAAACCACAUUACACUCACGCCACAUACAGUAUAUUAUUAAAGUGCACCAGUUCAUAAAUUUGGUGCAGCCACACAUAACUGAUUUAAAACUGACACAAAAACAACCGCAAAUAAUAAAUGGCCUCCAAAGUGUCCAUAGUAGAAGAAAUGUGUCGGACUGCAACAUACAGAAGCUAUGUUUUCCUCUUCACAGUGCUUCAAAUUUUUCAGAUUGAAUUGUUUCUGACCCUUUAAUUCAUAUAAUAUUAUACGAAGAAGACCUGAUACAUUUUUGAUCAUUACUUAUUUUGAGGAUUAGUUAUCCAACACUCAUAUCAGCCCCAUGGAAAGUAACUCUCUCUUAAACUAGGCUGUUAAAGAAUUUUCAGGCAUGAGUUGGGAAAGAUGAAAAUCUGUUCUAAAUUCCGCCCGUUUUCCUAUAGAAACUUUGUAAUGCUUACAUAACUUUUAUGGUAGGAGUCCAUAUUCUUUUUUAAAGGUUGAAUUUUACAAGAAUAGCUGAAUAGUCAACUGUGUAAUCACAUUUGGUGCAAUUUGUAAAUUAACAAAGAUGAGAGUUACUUUUUGCAUGGGUUAUAGAAAUGUUAGAUACAUGUGUUCCUCAAAAGGGUUGUCUCAUGAUGAUAACCUCUGUCCAUAUGCCAUAUUAGGGCAUAUGGACAUCACAAAGUCAGAGCAAAGAACAUGUUAAUAAGUGUUUUUUUAAUUCUGGUGAACUCAAGCCAUCUUGGUAUGAUAAGGACAGCCAUUCAUUUACCUGCUGCUCCUGCCAGACUGACUCAGGGUUUACUCAGGCUUCCUUUUUCUAUUCAUUGAAAUACUGUUUAAACCCUCAAAACCAUUUGAUGUGACAGUUAUGCAAUAUUAUUGAACUUCUGGAAGAGGUUACAUUUUUUUUCAUAGCACUGUUUUUAUAAAAGUCCAUUAUGUUCACUACAGGCUUGUCAUGUUCAGCAUCCAGCAUCCAUUAGCCUUGACUGUAAAUGUAAGAAAUAUUUGUACCUUUCAGAUGGUGCUCUGCAAUUAAAGGUUGUAAAACACUGCACUAUAGUACAAUAUACACUUUGUAUUUGGCAGAUAAGUGUUUGUAUAUCAUUUUAAUAAUUUUAUUGAGAAAACAUGGUGUAAGUAGAAAUGAUGCCAACGUUCUACCCUUUAGAAGAUGUUAAAGGGUUAUCCAAGACUAAAGUUUUUAAGAGACUUCAUUAGAGUGGUUGGACUUGUGGUGGGGUUCACAUUUACCUGGUGCCUGCCACUGGAUUGCAGGAGCAUUGUCCCACAGUGCCUUGGCAGGUCCCGGGUCUCUGGGAAUCAACAUCCUGUCAUUCAUACGGUAUGUCACUGGGUCAAGUGCAGGAUGAGUGACAGGUCACCGCCAGUGAGUGGCUGCAGUGAUCAUGUGAUGCCCAUCAAUAGGAUGUUGAUUCCCACAGACUCGGGACCUGCCGUGCCGGCCAUGGAGCGAUGCAGCUGGAAUCCAGGGGCAGAGACCAGGUAAGUAUGAACUCCACUUUGGGUCCAGCCACUCUGAAGAGGUCUGUUAAAAAAAUGUAGUCCAGAAUAACCUCCUUUAAGAUGUAACCACUACGCAGUCUUAAUAGCCAUUACUAUAAGUAAUAGCCAUUACUUCUUUUUUAGGGGAAGACUCCAUGAAGCCUAUACUUUUUCUCACUAUUAAGCAGAUAUUUUUGUCACUACUGUAUGAAAUGUUGGUGCUCAAGCGGUUUAUAUACAGAUUGCUGGAUGUACCCUCAUUGUAGCCAACAUAUGUAUCUUACCAUAGGUCUUUAGUGUUGACAUCAUUGCUGUGUUCUCAAAUCAACUAUGUUGAAAUGACACUGCACUAUAAGACCUUUCCAUUUCAGCACUGUAAUGGCUUCACAUUAAGACUUCACACAUACGUAUAUAUACAUACAUGCAUUGACUUCACACAUGCGCAACCUAAUUAUAUACAGUACUAUAUACACCUAUUCUCCUUGCUGUAAUCCUUAUGUGUAGAUACUUACUUUUAUGGUUUAACUCUAUGCAGUCUUUUAUAGAAGUGUUUAUACAUAAUGUAUUGCUUAAUAGUUGUUUACUGCUUCUGGAUUUUGCUAUGCGCGUUAUUGUAGCAUAAACAUGUACAUAGUAUAUUCUCACAGUGUAUAUGCUAGAAAAAACUUUUGGAGAACCAUAAAGUAUGUAUGUCAUCAUCCAAUCUACCUACUCAUCAGAAAGCACCAUCACUCUCUUUAUAUUGUAAAUCUAUGAAGUCCUGAAACUGCUGUGUAGCUGGAGCUUUGCUCCACUAGAGUAAGAGGAAUGUGAGCUGGCUUCUGUGCCGUGAUGGUGCAACUUUCUUUUGCCCCAUUACCACCCUGUUUGGAUAUACUGACACUCAUAGACCACUUUCAUAUGGCCAUAAUAUAAAAUGCAUUUUAGAUUCCACAUUAUAGAUACAGUACUUAGAUUUUCUAAAAAACCUAGGUUUUGUCCAGUAGAACCUCAGGAGGUCUGGAUAUUGCUGUCAUAAUAUGAAUGCUAAAAUAUGCCUACAUUACAUUCAUGUGAAAGCAGCCCAAGGCUAGUAGUGGAGUGUUAAACAUAAGGUUUUCAUAGGUUACGGUUAGUGUUAGUACGAUUCACAUUAAGUAUACUCUAUGAAUGGCAUUUAUAUAGUCCAAUGUCAGAUAAAAAGCAAAAACAGCUUGUGCAGGUUCAUUUCCUAAUAAUAAUUCCAUAUGAAUAAUGUUAAUGGAGACACACAAGUGUUGUUGAGUGGUAUUUAAUCUUAUAUUUCAUUAUGUGGAUGCAUCAUACACACUCAAAUUAUAUAUAUGACCUAUAUACUGUACGUAAUGGGCAACUUUGCAUGUAAAUAGUGAGUUGAUGAAGCUACAACACAAAAAGAGUUUACUUGUAAGAACUGUAUUGUAGAUUUAUGUGAACAUUUUAUGUAAAAUGGAUAUAAGAGGCUAUAGACUGUAAAAAAAAAAGCAUUUAUAUCUAUAUGUAUUUUAUUCCUCGUAGCAAAUGAUUUACCAAGCACUUUUUUGAUGAACUGUAAUAAAGUAAAAGCAAUAUUAUAAAUAACACCUUUUUGGAUUUGGAGGGGCCAGGAUAAUUACAAAGAGCACAUCUUGUGGUAAGUGGGUCAUGCUGUAUGUGGACAAGAAAAUUGAAGAGACUGUACUGUACAUACAAAAGAUUACCUUAUGUAAUGUAGUCUAUAACAAGCACUUUGGGACAGGAAAAUAUGAAUAUGUCUUCCAAGACACUAUAGAACCGUUUGUACAUAAUUAAUUAUAUGUAAUCACGUAUAGAUUUCAGCAGCAUUUAUCAGACUGUAUAUCUGGAUGAUUUGUUUAUUUUUAUUAUACACAUUUUUUUAUUGUAAGUCAUCCAAUGUUUUUAACAUUUUUCUAUUAAUAUGUAUAAUUUUAUGAUUUUUCACAGUUAUGUUUCUUAUAAUCGUAAGUUAUUUUGUCUUGUUUCAUGAAGUUCUUUUUAUUGAAAAGUACAAAUGAAGGGUUUGUGUACAUUCAACACAA